Diospyros lotus (date-plum) is the source of this 1742-nucleotide messenger RNA. Its product is annotated as OVARIAN TUMOR DOMAIN-containing deubiquitinating enzyme 12-like. The record is from RefSeq and is a predicted model, not a curated record. Bases 421 to 1455 code for a protein of 344 amino acids. The transcript is spliced from 12 exons. Gene Ontology annotation, biological process: protein deubiquitination. Lineage: Eukaryota; Viridiplantae; Streptophyta; Magnoliopsida; Ericales; Ebenaceae. Gene Ontology annotation, molecular function: cysteine-type deubiquitinase activity.
CCAAACGAAAUGCAAAGCCCAGAGAGGGAAGAGAGGGAGAGAGAGACGGGAAAAUGCAGCCAAAGCCAACGAUUUCCUUCUUCUCGCCGCCAAAAGGGACUUUUUAUGAGUCGGAAACCGAAAGCCUCCACAAUCCGUUCGGAGUUUAAUGCCAUACAACUAGAUUACUGCCUCAAGGUUUCGGCAAACUGAGAACUCACAGUUUGAAUCAAUUGAACGCCACCGCUAUUCAAUCGAAGGCGAGCCUGUUCAUCCUCUUAUGAAGUACAAAUUGAAGGCAACCCAAAGGCGAUAGAGGUUUGGUACCAAUGGGAGAAUCAACUUCCUAUUAAGAUGGAAUCUAUAGCUGAAUAUUUGGUCUGCUGUUUGUAACUGGGAGCAAUUAUUUUUUUUUAAUUGGAUUGAUUGGUCUAAGUAAAUAUGUGUGAGCCUGAUUCUGAUGUUGCUCAGUGGGGUCUACGUCUUCUUGAUGUUGACCAACUAUUUAGUUCUACUUAUUUUGGUGACAACAAUCAAAGUGGCGGGAACAUCUCCCGUGAACAGUACAUUCAAGAAAAUAAUUACAGUACAGACUGUGGCAUAGAGAAUGAUGAGACCAUUGCAAUUGCUCUUCAGGAAGAAUAUUCCAAGCUAUCAAUUGCGGAAGAAUCUGAAACCCCACACACAGAGGAACACUUGCAAGCAUCAUCUAUUACUGCUCCUGAGUGGGUAACUCCAUCAAUAGGGAAUUAUUAUCCUGGCUACAAAGGUGGCCAGGUAGAGGGAGAUAUAGAUGAUAUGGGACCCUCGAGUUCAUGUUCUAGUCCUGAAAAUAAAUACUAUGAUGAGGAGGACUAUUCCUAUAAUCUGGAGAUAACAGAUGAAUCUGCUCUGGAUGGAGAAGUAGGCAAGAGGUUGAACCAAAUGAUUCCUGUUCCUCAUGUUCCUAGAAUCAAUGGUGAUAUACCUUCAAUUGAUGAAGUAACUUCUGAUCAUCAAAGGCUGCUGGAUAGAUUGCAAUUAUAUGGCUUGGUUGAACGCAAGGUUCAAGGAGAUGGUAAUUGUCAGUUUCGUGCUUUAUCAGAUCAAUUCUAUCGCACCGCAGAGCACCACAAGUUUGUGAGACAAGAAGUUGUUAAUCAGCUUAAGUCUGGUCAAGACAUGUAUGAGGCAUAUGUUCCAAUGGAAUAUGAUGACUAUUUGAAGAAGAUGUCCGAGAGUGGUGAGUGGGGAGAUCAUGUGACACUGCAAGCUGCAGCAGAUUCGUAUGGUGUAAAAAUUUUGGUCAUCACUUCAUACAAGGAUACUUGUUACAUCGAGAUCCUUCCAAAGUUUCCGAAGUCCAAACGAGCAGUCAUUUUCUUGAGCUUUUGGGCAGAGGUGCACUACAACUCUAUCUAUCCCCCGGGAGACGAAUUACUGCCCUGCGAUCCCAAGAGGAAGAAAAAGUGGUGGCCCUUUGGAAGCAAGCAUUAGAGAGGCUUUUGGCUCUGUGCCAUGAAAGGGCAGUUAUAUCUAAUCCCUGGUGGUGCUGGUGACGGCUUUCUUACAUUGAUGAUACCUUCUUGUUCACAACUGAUGUUGUACAUAAAUUUACCAUUAUAAUAGCCUUUUUGUUCAUUAUUUCUCAUUGCUCCGCAAAUAUGGCGCUGUCCAUGCAUGCAGCUAACUUUUUAAAACGUGACUGCAUGCUUAUGACAUUGGGAGAUUUAUUUAGAGAAGUUGAUGGCAGUAAUAACAGGGUGGAAAAUUCAUUGAGCUUC